AUGUCACAUGUUGGGCUAACAUGGAAUUGGUCUAGAUUGUCGGAGUCGGACGCGGAGAUAAAGGAGUGGCAGGAAUGUAGAGAGAUAAUUAAUAAAGUGACUCUCAACAACUCUGAGUAUAGGUGGGUUUGGAAUGAUGAUAGCCAAGAUGGGUUUUCGGUGAAGGCGGUCAAAAAGGCCUUAAUUACUGAAAGGGGAAAUAGCCAGCUUCCUGCUUUCGAGUGGUGUAAAUGGGUGACUAUUAAAUGCAGCAUUGUGGCUUGGAGAGGUAACCUAGAUAGACUUGCUACCAGAGUGAACUUAAAAAGAAGGAAUGUGAACAUCAAUUCUAUUUUGUGUCCUUUUUGUAAUGAGUUUGAGGAAACAAUGGAGCACCUUACUGCUUGUUCUGUGGCGAUUCGGCUGUGGUCGGAGUUAAGUGUUUGGUGUAAGAUCCCCCCAAUUUUUGCUUUCAACUUCAAAGACAUUCUGGAUACACACAAUUUUUCUCAAGCUGGAAAGAAGGAAAAAAAAAUCAUUCAAGGGUUAGUGAUUAUCUCGUGUUGGUGCAUAUAG
This is a messenger RNA of Helianthus annuus (common sunflower), 555 nucleotides long. RefSeq lists its product as uncharacterized. The transcript has a single exon. The record is from RefSeq and is a predicted model, not a curated record. The coding region runs from base 1 to 555 and encodes 184 amino acids. Lineage: Eukaryota; Viridiplantae; Streptophyta; Magnoliopsida; Asterales; Asteraceae.